Molecule: messenger RNA, 1326 nt
Organism: Miscanthus lutarioriparius
Lineage: Eukaryota; Viridiplantae; Streptophyta; Magnoliopsida; Poales; Poaceae
Source: the annotation of a GenBank genome assembly
AUGGCGGCACACGAAGGCACCAACCGCGUGGCGCCGAUGGAGGUCGCCGUGGAGGCCGGGAACGCCGGGGAGACCGCGUGGCUGGACGACGACGGCCGGCCCCAGAGCGCCGGCACGUCCGUCAUCGGCUCCGGGGUGCUCUCCCUGGCCUGGGCCAUCGCGCAGCUCGGCUGGGUGGCCGGCCCGGCCGCCAUGCUGCUUUUCGCCCUCGUCACCUACUACACGGCCACGCUGCUCGCCGAGUGCUACCGCACGGGCGAUCCGGAGACGGGGAAGCGCAACUACACCUACAUGGACGCCGUGCGCUCCAACCUCGGCGGCGCGAAAGUCGCGUUCUGCGGCGUGAUCCAGUACGCCAACCUCGUCGGCGUCGCCAUCGGGUACACCAUCGCGUCGUCCAUCAGCAUGAAGGCCAUCAGGAGGGCUGGAUGCUUCCACACCCACGGGCAUGCUGAACCGUGUAGCAGCUCCAGCAUCCCGUACAUGAUCGUCUUUGGCGCCGUGCAGAUCGUCUUCUCGCAGAUACCGGACUUCGAUCAGAUUUCGUGGCUCUCCAUCGUCGCUGCCGUGAUGUCCUUCACCUAUUCUUCCAUCGGACUCUCCCUCGGCAUCGCACAGACCAGCUCUAAUGGUGGGUUCAAGGGAAGCCUGACCGGCAUCAGCAUCGGUGCCGGCGUCACCUCCACACAGAAGGUCUGGCACAGCCUGCAGGCCUUCGGCGAUAUCGCCUUCGCCUACUCCUUCUCCAACAUCCUCAUCGAAAUCCAAGACACGAUCAAGGCCCCGCCACCGUCGGAGUCGAAGGUGAUGCAGAAGGCGACGCGUCUUAGCGUGGCGACCACGACCAUCUUCUACAUGCUGUGCGGGUGCAUGGGGUACGCAGCGUUCGGCGACGCCGCGCCGGACAACCUUCUCACGGGAUUCGGCUUCUACGAGCCCUUCUGGCUGCUCGACGGAAGUGGCGCCGUCCAUGGAGGUCGAGAGGGAGCGCGUGCGCGUGGAGGCGGCGGAGGACAUGGCUCUGGGUGCACCUACCUCGACACCGCGACCGAGCAGUCGGUUGACGUGGCCGGCGAGGACGCCGUGGUCCUGCGGCCAUUGGAGGCGGCGGAAGUGGCGCCAUCCAUGGAGGUCGAGCGGGAGCGCGUGCGCGUGGAGGCGGCGGAGGACAUGGCUCUGGCGUGGGCCGCAGCCAAGCGCGGCGCCUACGCCGAGGCCGCGCGCAUCCUCGACGCCUGCCAGGAUCUGCUGAGCCGAUCGGCGCCGCGCCGGUGCUGUCCGGCGACCCGUUGUGCAAGGCGUUGGUGGCCGAGCUGCGCGAGCUGA